AUGACAACGAUCCCAUCCAGAUUAGCUAAGUUGACCACGACAGUCGGAUCAUGGGAAGAGGCCAGGAAGGCUUCUAUAGUAGCUUAUAGGGCAUGGUAUCGAUCUGCCCCAGAUAUCGUCCAACUUUACGCUCUCAACGUAUCACCUUCAUUGGUCCGAUUGAAGUUCAGACAAGAUUUCGAGAGGAAUAGGGAUACGAUAACUGAUUUGUCGGUGAUGAACGUCAUGUUGUUGAAGAACCAACAGGAGUAUCAAGAGACGAUGAACGCUUGGAAACAAGAGCCCCACGUUAUGCAAUGGUUCAAGCGAUACGACGACCCAGCCCCACCCAAGACUUUCCUCGAAAAGUUCUACGCAAGUAGAGAUGAUCCCGCUCAAGUAUCUUCCUUCUAA
Kwoniella botswanensis is the source of this 393-nucleotide messenger RNA. RefSeq lists its product as uncharacterized. The coding region runs from base 1 to 393 and encodes 130 amino acids. The transcript is spliced from 3 exons. Gene Ontology annotation, biological process: response to oxidative stress. The record is from RefSeq and is a predicted model, not a curated record. NCBI's taxonomy places the organism in Eukaryota, Fungi, Basidiomycota, Tremellomycetes, Tremellales, Cryptococcaceae.